Messenger RNA from Eurypyga helias (sunbittern), 2157 nucleotides. RefSeq names its product plexin-B1-like. The transcript is spliced from 8 exons. Gene Ontology annotation, molecular function: semaphorin receptor activity; protein binding. Gene Ontology annotation, biological process: positive regulation of axonogenesis; semaphorin-plexin signaling pathway involved in axon guidance; regulation of cell shape. NCBI's taxonomy places the organism in Eukaryota, Metazoa, Chordata, Aves, Eurypygiformes, Eurypygidae. Gene Ontology annotation, cellular component: semaphorin receptor complex. The record is from RefSeq and is a predicted model, not a curated record. The annotation marks the transcript as partial.
UACCAUGCCUCUGGGAACAUUCCUUCUUCCUGUUCUCUGUUUCUUGGGAGCAGCGACUCCACGAGGACCGCAGUAUGCCACGUUCUCGCGCAACGCUACGAAAUUCCUCCACCUGUCUAUGGACUUGGAAUCCGGGACCAUCUACCUGGGGGCCACCAACUUUCUCUUUCAGCUGACGUCUGACCUGCUGAUGAAGAACGUGGUUCAAACGGGACCAGUUCUGGACAGCAAAGAUUGCCUCCCCCCGGUCUCAAAGCUGGAGUGCCCCCAGGCACACCACACCGACAAUCACAACAAGCUGCUGCUGGUGAACGCGGUGCAGAAGGAGCUCGUCGUCUGUGGCAGCGUGCACCAGGGAAUCUGUGAGAAGCGGAGCCUAACGUCCAUCGACCACAUCCUCUUCCGACCGGAGAGCCCUGGGGACACCCAGUACGUUGCUGCCAACGAUCCCAAUAUCACCACCGUGGGACUCAUCGCCUACUCAAAGGAUGAGGUCCCCUUGCUGUUCGUGGGACGAGGGUACACCAGCCGAGGAGUUGGGGGAGGCAUUCCUCCCAUCACUACCCGAAAUCUCCGGGCCCACGGCGGGGAUGUUCAAGCAACAGACUCUCACUCCAUUUUCUCCUAUGAGGAAACGGCGAAACUGGCGGUGGGCCGGCUCUCCGAGUACAACCACCACUUCGUUAAAUCCUUCACCUACCGCUCCAGCGUCUAUUUCCUCUUCUACCGCCGGGACCUCAAGUCUCAGUCGCGCGAGUACAAGACCUACAUCUCGCGAAUCUGCCUGGACGACUCUCACUAUUACUCGUAUGUGGAGCUGCCUCUGCUCUGCCAGAGCAAAGCCAAUACGUACAGUCUGCUGCAGGCCGCCUACGUCACCCGGCCCGGAGAGGGCCUGGCCCAGGGGCGGCUGGGCACUGAGGGAGAAGUGCUCUUUGCAGCCUUCUCUGCCUGGCAGGCUGCUUCUGGCAAAGCCAACGAGGAGUCUGCGCUCUGUGUCUACGCCAUGGAGGAGGUGGAUCGCCUGACCAACUGGACAAGGGACGUUUGCUACAUGAGAGAUGGGAGGUCGGAAGAAGGGGCAGAAGUGGCAUAUAUCGAAUACGAUGUCAGUUCCAACUGCGUCCAGCUGCCGGCGGACACCCUGUAUGCAUACCCCUGUGGCUCUGACCACACUCCCAGCCCCAUGGCCAGCCGGGUACCCUUGGAAGCAGCCCCCCUCCUGGAGAAAAGAGAGGCCCGUCUGACAGCCGUGGCAGUGAACGUGGAAGAUGGCCACACCAUUGCUUUUCUGGGAGACAGCAGGGGGAGACUGCACAAGGUGUACUUAGGAGCAGCGGGGGAGGCACACGUAUACGCUUCUUUAGCCAUCCAGGUGAAUGGCAUGGUGAGCGCGGACCUGCUGUUUGACCAGAUGCAGGAGCACCUCUUUGUCAUGACCCAGUCAAUGGUGGUAAAGGUUCCCAUCCUGGAAUGUUCCCUGUACGUGGACUGCGGAUCCUGUCUGGCUCUGAAAGAUCCCUACUGUGGCUGGUGUGUCCUUCAGGGACGGUGCAGCCGUCGCUCGGAGUGCCUGCGGUCCAGGCUGAGUGAGCAGUGGCUCUGGAGCUUUAACUCUACGCAGCAGUGUCUGGCUGUCCAGUCGCUAACUCCAGCCAACAUCAGCAGAGAGGAAAAGAGAAAUAUAUUCCUGGCUAUCUCGGACUUGCCUUCUCUGCGCGAGGAAGAAUUUUACUCCUGUUACUUUGAAGAUUACGAAAGCCCAGCAGUUUUGACAGAGUCGGGAAUCAUGUGUCCUUCUCCGGAUCCCAGCCACGCCCCAGCUUUGCCAGCAGGAGCAGAUCAUGUCACCAUAAAGCUCGUAGUGCGUUUCCAUGACAUCUUCAUUGCUUCCGUGGACUUCUCUUUCUAUGACUGUGCUGCAGUGGCCCUGCUGUGGAAAUCGGCACCGUGCCAGAAGUGUGUGAGCAGUCUCUGGGGAUGUAACUGGUGCGUCCAGCAGCACCUCUGCACCCACAAAGCAGCCUGUGAGGAAGGAGCCAUCGUCUACAACGAAAUUUUUUCCGCCCUCUCCCCGCGGCUUGAACGGGCUGCAGCCGCUUGCAGGGAGUCGGGUCGCGGGCACAACGGCACCUGCCAGUCACGGCAGGCAGGGGG